UGGCCGGCGAUAUUAGCUAGCACUCGCCUACGGUAUUCUCUGUAAAAGGGAAGACGGUAAAAAACAAGGCAACUACAUCUGGACUGCUCAAGGACUGUAACUAAGCUUAAUAAAUUAUAACAACCAAUAAAGGACUAAUUAAUUUGGAUUCCAUCCGACGGUUUAAUUUCUGUUGUUAGAGUCUGUUUGUCUCACGAUGGAAGAGAGCAGUGCACACUUCUUCGAGGGGACCGAAAAGCUAUUGGAGGUGUGGUUCUCCCGACAAGAUGAAACCAAAGGAAACGGGGAUCUGCGCACUAUCCCCAGAUUUGAGUGGGACAAACUUCUGGAGAAUGUGCAUUGUUUGAUUAUAAGUGUGACAAAGACCGACAAGCAGGAAGCUUAUAUACUCAGUGAGAGUAGCAUGUUUGUCUCCAAGAGACGUUUCAUUUUGAAGACAUGCGGAACCACCCUCUUACUGCAGGCACUGGUGCCACUGCUGGAACUGGCUCGUGAGUACUGCGGCUUUGAUGCCAUCGAGAAUUUCUUCUAUUCUCGUAAAAAUUUUAUGAAGCCCACCCAUCAAGAGUUCCCUCACCGCAACUUCCAGGAGGAAGUAGAGUUCCUCAGCCAGAUUUUUCCAAAUGGAGCAGCAUACUGUAUGGGACGUCUGAACUCAGACUGCUGGUAUUUGUUUACGCUGGAGCUGCCGGAAUUCUGGGAGAACAAGCAGGCGGACCAGACACUAGAAGUUCUGAUGAGUGACCUCGACCCAGCUGUGAUGGACCAGUUCUACAUGAAAGACGGUGUUUCUGCUAAUGAUGUCACUCGUAUGAGUGGAAUUCGUGACCUGAUUCCAGGUUCAGUGAUUGAUGCCACAAUGUUCAACCCUUGUGGAUACUCCAUGAAUGGAAUGAAAACGGAUGGAACUUACUGGACGAUUCACAUCACCCCCGAACCAGAGUUCUCCUAUGUCAGCUUUGAAACCAACCUCUCCCAGACGUCUUAUGACGAGCUUAUCCGCAGAGUCGUGGAUGUCUUCAAACCAGGGAAAUUUGUGACAACGCUUUUUGUCAAUCAGAGCUCCAAAUGUCGCAGCGUUUUCUCUUCGGCUCAGAAGCUGGAGGGUUACCGCCUCCUGGACCGCCAGUUGGCCCACUUCAACGACUACAAUUUCGUCUUCACCAGUUACUCCAAGAAUCGCCAGCAGAAGCAGAGCUGAACCUCCGAAAUGAAGAAGCGCAAAAAGAAAUCUGUCCUCCGCAGGGGUCGACUCGGCGGCGGGCGUAGUCUUGUAGCGCAGAGGCGGUGUUUGUGCGUGGAGUCUUCUGGCUGUAGAUCUUCCCUGAGUUUAACAUUUAUGCAUUCUUGUACCUAUGACGUAGAUAUCGUGCAUGAAAGCUCUUCUCGUGUCUCUGUAGAUAUUCUAGCCCAUUCUUGCUGUGAUCUUGAAGUGCAUGUAGAGUUCUUGAACGUGGCGGUGGUGUGUGUGAGGCAUGUCACACCAUCCCGGUACAUGCAACGCUCCCUUCCCUUCCUGCAAGUGUCCCCUCGCAUCCCCCACAGACAGGGUUUCCGACCUCACUAGGCAAGGACCCUGACGUGCUCAGAUCCGUCUCGUCUCCCGACCCACUCCAAAAGCGUUUUCUUUUCAUUUCUUUCGAUUUAACUCGUGGUUAUUAAAAUCGCUCGGCUGCUCUCGGCAGCGUGAAGAAGUCCUGAAGUCCUCGUUCGUCUUAUUUCUCGCACCCUGCUGGCAGCUAGCGUUCUUCGGUGUACUAGAGAAGCUGAGUAACUCAACCGUCGCCUUCGGUGUCGACGGCCUGCUCUUCUUUUAGGGACUGUUUUGGACAACGGUGCUUGUUAAUAAUGCGCUAGUUAGGUGGCUAGCAUUAAGCUGAACUUUGUGCAGGGUUUGUUUUUCUGUUUGAAAAGUGAUUCCCGUCAUCGAAAAUAGUGAAUGUUACUUAACUGUUGCCUUAAGUGUCAACAACAUGUACUCUGCAAUAUAUAACCAUUACGGCAGCCAUUGUCUUCCUCUCCUUAAAAACAAAUGGCAUGAAUGUAUUAAAAAUAAUAAAAUAAAAAAACCCAGAAAAACUGUAGUUAGCUGAAAGGUGACGGUAUGCUCUGUAAACAGAAGAAUGGAUUGUUCUGAAUAAUGUAGACGAAGCCAUGUGUGGGAGAAAGAGGGAACGGUGUUCUUUGCCUUCCGUCCGUCGUUUGUGUCAUUGUUGAAGGACCCUGGGGCUGUCCAGCGCUGAGCCUGCUCAAUGCACGCCUUUGAAUUGAAACGGUUGGACAGACACUUUGCUUUAGUGUGCCGAUCGCACAGCAAAGCAUUUUUCUUUUUCUAAACAAAAUGAGUUCUCUCUGUUUUUCUCUACAGAAGCCGGUGAGCACUACACAAUAGACGUGCGCUGAUCUGAGCAUGUCAGGGCUGACCCGGAUCAUUCCACACCCCGCGCCUGCAUAAAGUGCAGUUUUAUUAACCCCCGGCCAAGCAGACUUUAUUUGUUUUUUUUUUUUUUUUACGCAGAUUUGCGCACCUCUCCAGAUCACGCUCUCUUUGUGCAUCGAGACAAAAAAAAAAAAAAAGAUAUUGCAUGCGACAAGCGCGCAGCGGGGUGUUUACCGUGCAGCGUCUCCGCUUCAGCCCUUUGUAACGCGUUUCGUUUCUGUUCGUACGACCAAGCGCCCGUUGCUCGUGAGUGUGUUGAGCGGUGGAUGUGUGUUUUUCCCCACCCUCCCCGUUCUGACGGAGCUGCUGUAGUUGUGAGGAGGACCGUGUUUUUGUUACGUCUCCUUUUAUAGUGGUUUGUGAAAUCUUUUUCACUAGAAGGUCCUGCCGCUGAGAGAGGGAGCUGAAAAUGGCAGAGCGAUAUGUUAACGGAUGUGUUGCCGCUUGAUGUUUACAGUAAUAAUUCAGAAGAAAAAAAUCCAAAAACAGCAAUGAGUUUUUAAUUAACGGAUACUAUAGGUGACAGACGUGGACCACUGCUAGGAGAGAUAACAUGAGCGUGAUCUCCUAUCACGGCUGGUAUCCUUCCAGGGAGGGGGUGCUGUCUUCUGGUCUUUCUAUGUGGGAUUUAUACAGUAUACGUGAGUGGAGCGGCGAGACGUUGAUGUUGCGGACCAAGUAUAUACAUAUAUACUACUUUUUCGUUUUCUGGCCCUGUUCUGAGGUGGGGAGUGACCUUUUCAGAUGAUUUGGACCUAUUUUUUUUUACUAGUACUGCCCAGCCUGUGUUGGUUGGUAAGGAAACUAUAGAAAGGGUUCUGUUGAGGGAUUUUCACAGGAAGUUGGGAAGGGGAAACUUUGCUGUUCCAAUUCUCUUGCUAUUUCCUUGGUUGGUCAAGAUGUGCUAAAUAUAUCUGUACUAAGAGCUUGAUGCUUUCAAUAAAAUUCAUAACCAUCA
Puntigrus tetrazona (Sumatra barb) is the source of this 3398-nucleotide messenger RNA. It is a transcript of the gene amd1, whose product is annotated as adenosylmethionine decarboxylase 1. Gene Ontology annotation, cellular component: cytosol. NCBI's taxonomy places the organism in Eukaryota, Metazoa, Chordata, Actinopteri, Cypriniformes, Cyprinidae. Gene Ontology annotation, biological process: spermine biosynthetic process; spermidine biosynthetic process. Gene Ontology annotation, molecular function: adenosylmethionine decarboxylase activity. The record is from RefSeq and is a predicted model, not a curated record. The transcript is spliced from 9 exons. The coding region runs from base 197 to 1201 and encodes 334 amino acids.